AUGGGGUUUUCCAAUAUUUUGCGUGGAAAUGGAAGCCAUCAGGCGUCAGAAAGACCAAUAGAUUCAAGUGAUGACUCCAACUCACACUACAGUAUUGGCGAAAAAGGCACUGAUGCGAUUAUCCAUCAAAAGUCAGUAGAUGAUGAUGAGACGUAUAUUGAUUUGUCUCUCAAUCUUACUCCAGAGGAAGAAGAAAAGAGAAAAUCCAAGUGGUUCAAGUUUAAAGUUCUUCUUUGGGACUCUCAUGAUAAACAUACACUCGAAAAGAAGUUCUUAUUCAAGCUUGAUUUCUUCCUUUUAAGUUCAUCCAUGUUGGGAUAUUUCAUCAAGAAUUUGAAUCAAUCAAACGUUGCAACUGCUUACGUGAAUGGUAUGAAUGAGUACUACGAUAUGAAUAAGAAUCAAUACAAUUAUAUGGUCACGCUUUGGACCGUUGGAUAUGUUAUCGGACAGAUUCCCUCGAAUUUGAUCUUACACAGAAUCUCCGCUAGAUAUUAUUUAGGAGGAUUGGAAAUCAUUUGGGCUAUUUUGACAUUGAUGAUGAUUACUUGCAAGAAUAUCUAUGGUUUAUACGCAAUUCGUUUUCUUAUUGGAUUUACAGAAGCUGGAUAUUUCCCUGGUUUGGAAUAUUUGGUAGGUAGUUGGUACGAUCGUCGGGAGCUUUCGAAAAGAUCAUCAUUUUUUGCAGUCGCUGGAACGGCAGCAGGUCUUGUGUCCGGUCCCCUUCAACAAAGAAUUUUACAAAACUUCCAAAAUAAACAUUUCAAGCCAUUUCAAUACAUGUUUAUUUUCGAUGCAGUGAUUUCGUUUCCUAUCGCAUUUUAUACCAUGCUUGUCGAUCCUAAUACCCCAUCAACUACAAACGCUUGGUAUUGGACAAAAGAAGAUAAACUCAUUGCUUUGGAAAGACGUAGAAGAAUUGGAGCUCAAUUGAAUACCAGAGAAAAGUACACUUGGAAGAAGAUUAAGACCUUUUUCAAUACUUGGCACAUUUACGUAUUUCCAUUAUUGUUUUUGGCUUACAAUAACAGUUGUGCCGCUAACUCACAACCUACUUUUACGACUUGGAUGAAGCUUGACCUUAAGGUUCCCUCAUCUGUCUAUAACACAUACCCAGCAGCAGUUGCCGGUACUGGUAUUGGUGCAACUAUUGUUAUGGCGUAUUUUGCAGAUUUUAUUGGGGGUAAGAAGAACCACUUCUUUGUUUCUGCCUUUUUUAUAUGCUUGAUUUGGGGAUGCUCAUCGCUUUCUUAUUGGAAAAUCCCACAAGGAUAUCAUUGGUUCUGCUACUUCUUAAUUGGAGCUCCAACUUCUUGGGGGCAACCACAGAUUUUUUCUUGGGUAAAUAGACUCCUUUUCCAUGAUGAUAUGAAGAGAAACUUUGUUGUUGUUGUUACCAAUACCUUAGCCUACGUGACUGGUGCUUGGGUUCCAAUUUUUGUUUGGAACACAAAGGAUCAACCUCAAUACUUUAUUGGAUUCACCUAUACAGCCUGUUUAUCUUCAUUUGGUUUAAUAAUGACCGGUAUUGCCUACUACUUGACUCAGCGGGACGAAAGGAGGGAAAGCGAGAGAUCAAUUGUGGCAGAAGAAAAGUAUUUGGUUCAUGGAGCAGAUGCAGACUCUGAGACAAGUUCAGAAAAACGUGUAUAUUAA
This is a messenger RNA of [Candida] anglica, 1656 nucleotides long. The record is from the annotation of a GenBank genome assembly. Lineage: Eukaryota; Fungi; Ascomycota; Pichiomycetes; Serinales; Debaryomycetaceae.